AGUGCCUCCAAGCCUAAUCCGGUCAUAUUUUGAGAAAGUGGUGAAACAGAAAACUACAAGACGAAAACCAGCUUCAGAAGACGAUGAUGAGGAUUCGACGUACGUGCCCGGCCCACAGCCAGCAACGAACAUGGACGAGGCGCGCGCGCGCGCAACCCCACGCGGCGCCGAAAGCACCAAGGGCUAUCAUGAUAAUGAUGCUUCUGGCCUCAUUCCUGAUGACGAUGAAGAUGAAGAUCCUACGUACCUCCCCGACCCACGGCCAGCAACGGACACGGAUGAGGACGAGGGCCAGGGCAUGGACGAGGACGUGGACGAGGACGAGGACAAGGGCAAGUCCAAGGAUAUGGAUGAGAACCAGGAUAUGGAGGAAGUCAAAGACGAGAACGAGGACGAGAACGAAGACGAGGACCAGGAUGAGGCCCAGGUAGUGGCCAAGAGCAGCAGUAGGGCUUCCGGCGAAUACAGUCUCGGCGAGGCGCCGGCCCUGCACGCGCUGGGCGUCUCGCGGCAAUCUGCGCGCCCGCCGGACCUGACGCCCAACUGA
This is a messenger RNA of Pollicipes pollicipes, 547 nucleotides long. RefSeq names its product nucleolar transcription factor 1-like. The transcript has 5 exons. The coding region runs from base 131 to 547 and encodes 138 amino acids. The record is from RefSeq and is a predicted model, not a curated record. Lineage: Eukaryota; Metazoa; Arthropoda; Thecostraca; Pollicipedomorpha; Pollicipedidae.